AUUGAACCGUAUCGAUUCAGAGCAGCAGUGUGUAUGUGUGUGUGUAUAUGUGUGUGUAUGUGUCAGAGGCAGUGAUUCAGCGGGCUACAGAGACUCGGAGCUCACCAUUUUACCCGAUCUGUGUGAAGGACAACAGCGUGUGCGAUGUGUUUCUUACGUUUCUGACUGAAUUCGGAUUAAAAAGCCAACAUGACGGUGGAUUUUGAGGAGUGCAUUAAAGACUCGCCCCGGUUCAGAGCGAACAUCGAUGAGGUGGAGACAGAUGUGGUGGACAUCGAGGCCAAACUCGACAAGCUGGUGAAGCUGUGCAGCGGGAUGAUCGAGGCUGGCCGAGCGUACACCAAUGCUAAUAAACUCCUCAUCAACGGCAUCCGAGAUCUCUCGCACCACUGCAAGGAGGAAAUGAUCUCUGAGUUUCUAGAAAAAUGUGGCGAGAGCCUUCAGGAAAUCGUCAACUACCACAUGAUCCUCUUUGACCAAGCCCAGAGGUCCAUUAAGCAGCAGCUGCACAGUUUUGUCAAAGAGGAUGUGCGCAAGUUUAAGGAGACAAAGAAGCAGUUUGACAAGGUGCGAGAGGACAUGGAGAUAGCGCAGGUGAAAAACGCUCAGGCUCCUCGCAACAAGCCGCACGAGGUGGAAGAAGCCAGCAGCACGCUUGUCGUGAGCCGGAAAUGCUUCAGACAGCUCGCCCUCGACUACGUACUGCAGAUCAACGUUUUACAGGCCAAAAAGAAGUUUGAAAUCCUCGACUCAAUGCUGUCCUUCAUGCAUGCACAAUACACGCUGUUCCAGCAGGGAUACAACCUUCUGGAUGAGCUUGACCCCUACAUGAAAAAGCUUGCUGCUGAGCUGGAUCAGCUGGUGAUCGACUCGGCCAUGGAGAAGAGAGUGAUGGAGCACCAGCACGCCGUCAUCCAGCAGCGGACUUUGAUGCAGGACUUCGCCUGCGAUGAUUCCAAGGUGGAAUUCAACGUGGACGCUCCGAACGGGAUUGUGAUGGAGGGAUAUCUGUUCAAGCGAUCUACAAAUGCUUUCAAAACAUGGAAUAGACGAUGGUUCUCUAUACAAAACAGCCAGCUUGUCUAUCAGAAGAGGCUUAAGGAUGCUCUUACAGUCGUUGUGGAGGAUUUGAGGCUUUGUUCCGUCAAACCUUGCGAGGACAUCGAACGGAGGUUCUGCUUCGAAGUGGUGUCACCUACAAAAAGCUGCAUGCUGCAGGCCGAGUCUGAGAAGCUGCGGCAGGCCUGGAUUCAGGCUGUGCAGGCCAGCAUCGCCUCAGCCUACAGAGAGAUCACAGAUAACUACUAUAUAGAGCAUUUGGACAGGACGGCGUCUCCCUCCACCAGCAGCAUCGACUCGGCCAGCGAGCCGCGGGAGAGGAGCGUGAGGGGAGAGAGUGUGCUGCAGAGGGUGCAGUCGCUCCCGGGAAACGAGGUGUGCUGUGACUGCGGUCAGGCCGAGCCACGCUGGGCCAGCAUCAACCUGGGCAUCCUGCUGUGCAUCGAGUGCUCCGGCAUCCACAGGAGUUUAGGUGUACACUGCUCCAAGGUUCGCUCUUUAACACUGGACUCCUGGGAACCAGAACUAAUGAAGUUAAUGUGUGAGCUUGGAAACGCGGUAAUUAAUCACAUCUACGAGGGAGCCUGUGAAGAAAGAGGUCUGAAAAAACCCGGACCCAACAGCUCGAGGCAAGAGAAAGAGGCCUGGAUCAAAGCUAAGUAUGUGGAAAGGAAGUUCCUAAAGAAAAUGUGUGGCUUAGAGGCGCUGGUCGAAGGUGGCAGGAAGUCUCAUCACUGGCACGUGAAAAAGUGCAGAAGGAACAACAGCGCCAUCGGAGCAGCCAAGACUCGACACAAAUACAGACACGAUGGUGGAAGCGUGUCACCGGCUAACUUAUCCGCAGCUGCUGCAGCAGCCAAAUUCCGCAGGGAAUCGCUUUUCUGUCCCGACGAACUGGACUCGCUAUUCUCCUAUUUUGACACUGGAUCCGGGCCGCGCAGUCUCAGUAGUGACAGCGGCCUCGGCGGCAGCACAGACGGCAGCACUGACAUCCUGGUGUUCGGCUCGGUGGUGGACAGUGUCACAGAAGAGGAGUGUGAAGACUCGGAGGAAUCUAGCGGAGAGGUGGAGGUCGAGCAGGAGUCAUCAGACCCGGAGGACGUACGGGAGCUGCAUCCAAGCGUGCUUCUCUAUAAAGCCUCACAAGCCCGGAACAUGCCUGUCAUGGCUGAGGCAUUAGCACACGGAGCGGACGUCAACGCCGUUAACGAAGAGAACGAAAGCAGGAGCCCUUUAAUACAGGCUGUCACGGGGGGUUCUUUAAUAGCCUGCGAAUUCCUGCUGCAGAACGGAGCUGAUCUGAAUCAGAAAGACGCGCGAGGACGAGGCCCGCUUCACCAUGCAACGUCUUUGGGCCACACAGGGCAGGUGUGUCUGUUCCUGAAGCGAGGAGUGUGUCAGACGGAGGUGGACGAGGAUGGUCAGGACCCUCUGAGCAUUGCUGUGCAGGCGGCUAACGCAGACAUUGUAACUCUGUUGCGGUUGGCUCGGAUGAACGAGGAAAUGCGGGAGGCGGACGGACACCUCGGACAGCCAGGUCAAUACCUGGGCAGCAGCCCCACCGAGCAGCAGUACAAGAAGUGCAUUCAGGAGUUUAUCUGCCUUACCAUAGACGAGUGCUAGGGGGAGCUCCUGAGAAAAGCUAGGGGGAAAAUGUCCAGUAGCAACAAAUCGAGGCGUUGUUAAGACUGAGUGAAGACGCCUCGUCUCUCACUACGAAUAAUUGUUAAGGAACACAUCUUCGGUCACAUUCCUGACAGUUGUGUACUGCUAUACAGAUGUAUUUUCGAUCUUUAUGGUAAAUAUGUAGCCUGUCUCGGUCCACAAAGGUAUUUAGGAAAAAUCAACAUGUUCUAGAUGUUAGCAGAGUAGUGGCUAUGGAACGUUCAGUACUCAACCCCACACUGAGCGUCCGGGCUUACUAGUGGUCAGUCGCAGGUAGUUUGCCGUCUAGCUGAUGUUUUCGAAUCCGAUGGUAGACUUUCUGCGGUAAUAUUUUGCCACCGUGUACAAAUCCGACUGCGUGCACUUUUCCUAUCGACAGUAUUUGUAUAUGUUUUGUUUUUGCGUGUAUUUUUAUUUAUGAAGUUCCGCCCGGUGGACUAGUGCAAUGGAAACUGGAAUACAGGAAAUCUGUAUUUUAUUUUACACUUUUAGUUCCAAGCUUAAUCUAAUUCACUUUCGGAAGUGCUCUCUCAAUGAUUGAUUUUAAUUUGAAGUCCUGUAAAUUGCAGGUCUUUUCGAGCUCCUUUAGAAUAAUCCCAGAUGCCAGUUAAGCUAAAUAAUUUAUCAAAGCUAAUGUAAUAUGUUUUGUAUAUUUGUACAAGUCCCCAAAAUGACAUCAUGUGAUUUAGUUUCCCCUGAGUUGCUGAUAGUUGGUUUCUGCAUGCAGAACAUGCUCGCUCGCAUGCCCAUCCUCGUUUUCUAGAAAUGCAUGAGGUUUUUCGAUGGCAUCUGUUGCCAUGCGGUUCGAAACACAGUCGAUUGAGGUGUUUGGUUUUGUUUUUUUUAACGUACGUCAGCAUGAACUUCACCGGUGUUUUGACCUUCAGCCCUGGACAUGAUGCAGUUAGAAGUGGAAAAUGCAGUGUUAUGUGAUGAUGGUCAGCUAUAAAAUCCAUACAUCUGAAGACGAAUGGAACUGAUCAUGCUUGAGGCAUUUUUUUUUGUUUAGACAAACUGCAGGGGGCAAACUCAUCCUGUUUAAAAGAAUCAUAAAAGAGUAACAUGAUGAACAUGUUCUGUCUUUGGGAGUGUGUUUAACAUGAACAUGUACAAUUUCCUCUGAAUAACUGUGGUGUAAAUACGCGUUACUGUUCCCUCCUGCUUGCGCUCUGCGUUCUACUGUGGAUCCUUUGCAUCAGUCUGUACAAUCUGUUUAAAAGUCCUGUAUUUGGAGAUAUUAUUUACGUAAACUGAAAUCGCAACCCGUUGAAGAAGAAAAACGAAAAUGCUGAAAGAAUAAAACUAUGAUGCUUUCGGACUCCUCGCUCUGUGCUGCGCUUGGUCUUUAUUCCUGUUUUCAGUGCGUCUCUUUGUAGAAUAAAAAAGCAUUUAGAAGUAUAAAUGAAGGAAAAAUCUAACGUUUUUAAAAAAAAUACAAUAAAGUGAGUCAUGGUGAACUCUUGUGUGAAUUGAAAUGCUACAGAGAGACGUACAGGCUGGGAUCUGUGUGUGUUUGUGUGUGUGUGUGUGAGAGAGAGAGAAAGAGAUAGGGAUUCUGGUCUGUGGGUUAAUGCUCAGUAAAGCUCUCUGUGCAUUAGUGAGAGUGAUUGUAAGGGAUUGUAUUUGGAUCGCAUCAAAUCAUUCUCUGUCAGUCAUUCUAAACAGAAGUCUAGCAUAAUGCUACGCUGUAUAGUUGGCUGGUUAAAUGUUCUCUUUCCGCUUCAUGUCCUUUGAUGAUCCCACAGUUUGAAGGGGUUAAAAACACAUACAUGGAAAGCUUAACGUCAAGUUUUCCUUGUCUUAUGUCAGUUUUGUUCUCUUUAUAGAUGCCAGUCUUCCUCAGAGCCCUCAGCGGGUAAAGCACAAGGAAAAA
Molecule: messenger RNA, 4597 nt
Organism: Hemibagrus wyckioides
Lineage: Eukaryota; Metazoa; Chordata; Actinopteri; Siluriformes; Bagridae
Gene: acap3b
Product: ArfGAP with coiled-coil, ankyrin repeat and PH domains 3b
Exons: 24
Coding region: 190-2682 (830 amino acids)
Cellular component (GO): cytoplasm
Molecular function (GO): GTPase activator activity; protein binding
Source: RefSeq, a predicted model, not a curated record